UCUUUGAGAAACUAAAAAGCGCCCUACAGCAUUCCCUAGUUUUCUCCGCUGCUCCUCCUCCUUCGUGAACCCGGAAGUUAACCCUUCAAACCCGACAGUGCGCAUGUGCAAGCCUCUCGUGUCUUCGACCUCUACUACGAACCGAUACCGAGUCACCUCCAGCUCCUGUGCUUGACCUGAGCCGCUCGUCCCCAUCGUGAUGUUUGCCUGUGCGAAGUUCGUCUCCACGCCCUCUCUGGUCCGUAUUGGAUCUCGGGCACUGUGCAGACCUCUCUCGGCAGCAGUGGUGUCAGAUGCCAGGAAAGCAGAGACGGCCUCACUCCUGGCACCACAGAAUAUUGCAUCCUUCCAGCAGCAGCUGGCAGUGCGCGGUUUCCAGACCAGUGCCGUGAGCCGCGACAUCGACACUGCUGCUAAGUUCAUUGGCGCAGGAGCUGCCACUGUGGGAGUGGCUGGAUCUGGAGCUGGAAUCGGAACCGUGUUCGGUAGUCUUAUCAUUGGAUAUGCCAGGAACCCCUCGCUGAAGCAGCAGCUUUUCUCUUACGCCAUCUUGGGCUUUGCUCUGUCUGAGGCUAUGGGUCUCUUCUGUCUGAUGGUUGCUUUCCUAAUUCUGUUUGCAAUGUAAACCAGUCUGGUGUUUGCUGUAAAGGGAUAUGCAUCACAAUGUAAGCAAGAACUACUAGUUGGAGAUGUCCUUCAAUGAUCUCAUCUGACAAACCCAAAUUUGUCAUUAUAUUGUAUAUUUAAUCAAAUGUUUUUGUUCACAAAAGAAGUAACCAAUAACAGAAGUAAAAGAAUUAAUGGUCAAA
Molecule: messenger RNA, 809 nt
Organism: Scophthalmus maximus (turbot)
Lineage: Eukaryota; Metazoa; Chordata; Actinopteri; Pleuronectiformes; Scophthalmidae
Product: ATP synthase F(0) complex subunit C3, mitochondrial
Exons: 5
Coding region: 200-625 (141 amino acids)
Biological process (GO): proton transmembrane transport; proton motive force-driven ATP synthesis
Molecular function (GO): proton transmembrane transporter activity
Source: RefSeq, a predicted model, not a curated record